Besnoitia besnoiti is the source of this 2838-nucleotide messenger RNA. RefSeq lists its product as uncharacterized. The coding region runs from base 1 to 2838 and encodes 945 amino acids. The record is from RefSeq and is a predicted model, not a curated record. NCBI's taxonomy places the organism in Eukaryota, Apicomplexa, Conoidasida, Eucoccidiorida, Sarcocystidae. The transcript has 4 exons.
AUGACGUGUAACGCAACACCCCAUAGUCGCCUGCAUAUUUUUUAUGUUCUAGUGCUGAUUAUUAUUGCGGGGAUGUACAAGACCUCUGAACGCAAGCCAACCCGAUUCUUCAUCCAGGCUACAGAGGCUAACGUAAGAAGUCCUUCACUUACGGCUGUCGAGGGGGAAUCAACUGAUACCUUGUUACACGACGGCAUCGUAAGAGAUGCAGAGGGCAAAGAAGAUAGCUUGUUGAAAGGCAGCUCUUUUGACCAGACUGAACGGGAAUCCAAAGCAGAUGAAGAGGCCACCUUCGCUUUUGUAGGGCGCACGGGAGAAGAUCCCGCAGAAAGUGCCAGUGAACCCGGAGAUGUAGAUCCGGGCACCGGCACGAGCGAGAAUACCAUCACCGCCAACAGCCUCAGCGGGGAGGAGGCUCUUCUUGGAGGAAAUUCUGAGCAAACGGCCGCUGAAGCCGGCGCUGGAAUGCACGAGGAUUUCCUCUAUGCGAGUGACUCGAUCCCCAAUGCUGACACUGAGCGCGUUCAUGUGGGAGACGGUUUCGGCUUGGGGAACACGGAAGACAGUACGAGCAGGGAAGGUGGAGAGGAAUUGGAGGACAAUAUAUCUGUCGGAGAUAAAGUGUCUGACGACAGCGGUGACGAAGAGGCCGAGCUCACUGGUUUAUACUUGGAAGAGCUUAGUUCCGAAGACGACGCUGGCGCCCCAGAUAUCAGCACCUUCAAGGAUGAGAUAGAGAGAGGGCCAAGCCCCCCUUUGGGCGGGGAACUCGGGGAUGUAGACAGCCACACGCAGGUGGAGGAGAAAGGGAAAACUGGACCCUACCGUCACACCAGUCAGCGUAACCGCGAGGCGGGUCGUCCAUUGAGGGUUAGCGGCCUCGAUCGUCUGCGCAGUAUCUUUGGAGACCCAGAAGUUAGUCCCGUCAAGAUGCGAGAUGCCGUGCUGGAGGACAGUAAUUUCGCAAGCGAAGAGUCCAUCCAAGCACGUGGCGGAAGCCGAAAGAUUGAGGAAGGCGAACAUGCCGGCGUCUCUGACCCGAUGGCCGUGGGCAAAUACCUCGACACCGCAAAAGCAGACAUAGGCGGGCUUGGUGAUGGAUAUACCAGACAUACAGAGGAACGUAAUAUCAAGGAUCCAGAUGUGGCGUUGCUGCCGCAAGAUGCGCCAGGGAAUCCAGAUGAGAAGGAAGAACUACAAGCUACUGUCAAAUCGCUUAGCGUCGGAAGAGAUAACGAGCUGGAUAAGAUCUCCAGGUUGAAGGCCAUUCUCCCUGCCUGGACGGCGAAUAACUCGUUACCGGAAGGAGACCCCGGCACUGCUGCGUGCAACGCGGGGUGGCCGAGUUUUCCUGAUGGGGAAUACGAGAUUGUCGUGACCACAAGGGAUACGCUCGCACGCCUUGGAAUUGCGAUGCCAGUGGUUGGAGGGCCAAUCUAUCCAGUGUUCUCGGACUCGGUUAAAGUACGUUCCGCUGCUGAGGACCCUAUGCAGCGUCCCGAGGUGACGAAGCAGGAAUCCUUACUUCGAGACAAAGGAAUAUCGGUUUCAGUAGCGGACAUGUCCGCUGCAGUAAGGUGGGAAGUGCCUGAGCAGCUGAUUGAAUGCGGAAGGUGUGUGGCUGGUGGAGUGUAUGUUUCCGUACGCGUACUCAACAGCACUACAGACGGCAAAGAGAAAACCUUGGUUUUCUCCGAAGUGGAGUUUCGUUCGCAGUUUCCAUCGGGUAGAAUUUUUUCUCUUCCCGCGUCGUGGCUUGUCCUACACGGCGAACAUUCAUCGGAAUUGAUACGAGGUGCUGCAGGCUUGAUUCUCUGCGUAGAGUACGGAGGCAUGCCUCUCUUCGUACUGCGCAGGCCGGACCGUUUAAGCCAGUACACAGCGUUCAGUGAGAUGCCUUUCCGAGAACGGGUUUCGGUCCUCAAGUUCAGGUUUUUCCGAGGUGCUAAACGGGGCGAAAGUUUGUUGGAGGCCAGACUUGCAAUCAACUCGCAGGCGUUACCUGUCCGUGAACUGGUGAAUCAAGAAGAUAGAACACUGACAUUUUACGGCAUUGUCAAAGGCCCUCCUCGUAUCCAAAGCAUGCUUGUCAAUCACGCGCUCAGACUGAGUGACGAGUGCGUCAUUGAGAGAGAGGAUGUCAAGAGUCCUGUCACUUUGGACUGCAAAGGAUGGAGAAAAUUAGAGAAAAAUAUGAGAGCAUACGAAGCGGCCAAAGCUAGUUUUCUGAAAGGUAAUCGGAUCCGCGCCAUAACUUUUCUCGGCUUAUUGGGGCUGACCGCCGCGUCGGUCGGCCUACUUGUUGCGGGACACAGGAAGGAGCGAGGCCACGGAAUUCUUAAUGUUCACCCAUCCGACACGAUGCACUACAGAACAUUGGACGCGCUCGUGGAGUUUCUUGAAAGACGAGGGAAGAUUGGCAGGCGAGCGACCCAAUGGUUACAGACAUUGCCUCGAAAGCUCAUUUUCCCAGGGUACGUUGUCGAUUCUCUGACCUAUAUCGAUGCGAUGCACCCUGGAAACAUGCGCGACGCAUAUAAUGUCGCGCGGGGAAAUACAAAUGUUGUGGAAAGGUGGCUUAACCGAGGAAGCGGAAGAGAGGAGGCAGCCAAGGGCGUCUUAUACAAAGGAAUGGGCGGAUACGGCUUUCUGGCCAGCGGCGCCCUCAGCGCUAUUAUUGGUCCGGUGCAGGCUGCCAAGUACAUCUAUCAACGUGGAAAAAAAUAUUUGAAAGGCCGAGCAACUAAACAACAAAUCAAAAGUAUGGUCGAUGCAGGAGGCAUGGAACUCGAGUAUAGAAUCUCUGCGAAAACAAACGUUGUUUUUGUUGUUGUCUAG